AUGGCGGACCUCGGUUCGCGUGUCGCGGCACUGGAGGAAGAGAAGCGCAAGCUUCUCUCUGGAUGGCAGCGCGAGCGCGACGAGAAUGUCCGCAAGACUGAGCUCGCCUCUGUGACGCUUGUUGUCGAGAAGGCACAAACUGGGGAGAAUACAUUGACGUUCAAAGCGCGCGCUCUGGAGCAGCAGCUUGAUCUGGCGCAAAAAGACGUAGAAUGGACGCGCUCGGCGCUCUCGAAAGAACACGAGGCGUUUGCGGCGAGCCGCGCCGAGCUGCAUGCGCGCCUCACACGUGCAGAGACUGCACUUGAUCUUGCGCAGCAAGGGCGCACGAGUGCCGAGGCACAGCUGGCGCAAGCAGAGCGCGCUUUGCGCGAGACACAAUCGCUGCACGCCGAUGCUACACAACGUGCUUCGUCGUGUGACGCCAGGCUUGCCGCACAAGAGCAGGAAUCGAUGCUGACGGAAGCGUCCAUGAAGCGCACUGUUGCGCUUGGGGAGGCGCGCGUCGAGCACGCAGAACGGCGCGCCGCUGAACUCGCGUCGUCCUACGAAGCUUUGCUCGCGCAGUAUUCAGAGCAAGAGCACGCAGCAGAGGCCGCACAAGAGCAGAACAUUGCGCUACAGCACGCACUUGACCGUCUCGCCGGCGGGCUUGGCAUCGAAGUGCACGGCUCGGGCGGUGAGGAAAGGAUCUUUGAUACCGAGCCCACACCUUCGCUCGCAGCUUUGCGCGCGAGUAAGAUCCAGCGCGAUGGCAUGUCUUUCAGCGAUGUAUAUCUUGCGCUGGUGCGUGCAGAAGAAGAGCUCCGACGUGAGCGACUCGAGACGACGCGACUCGAAGGCGUCCUCGCCGAAGUCAAUGCGGACGUCGAGUCGCAUAUUCCGCAGCUGCGUGCACAGCGCGACGAGAAUGUAUCGCUGCGCAUGGAAUUGGACGCCGCACAAUCCGAGGCACAGGAGGCCGAGGAGCAGCGUUCGGCUGCCACGUACGCUGCGACAGAGGCAAAAGCGCACGUCGCACAGAUGGAGCGCGAAAAUAGACUCUUGUUACAGCAACUGGAGGAUACGGGGCGCCAAGUGCGCACACUUCUCCGCGAAGUCACUAUUCUUCGUGACCCUUCUGCGGCCGAGGCAUUCGCGGACGAGGGCACAGCCAGCGGUGCCACCGACGUCCACGCUGUGAUUUCCGAACAACUCGUCACCUUCCGCAACAUGGACGAGUUGUGUGGGCAGAAUGCGCGUCUUUUGCAUGCCGUCCGCGAGCUUGGGGACAAGAUGGAGUCGCUCGAGGGACGGCCAGACGCCAGCGACGAGACUGUGCAAGAAGCAACCACCCUCUUGACCCAGUUGCGCGACGAACUUACUCGCGAACGAGAAGCACUCGCAGAAGCGCGCAAAGAGCGCGACAUGUUUCGCUUCAUGGCGCUCACUUCCGACCAAGAUGCUCGUCCUGGGGACACGGUGCAGCGCGAUUUGGCCGCCGCACAAUCUGAAGCGCGACAAGCAGUCGCGGCCCGCGACGUCGCACAGGAAAAGCUCGCUGUGCUGCAGCACACCGUCGACCUACACGAGCGCCAGCUCAGCGACUACCGCGCAGAAAUGGACCGAAUUCAUACGCUUUUGCAGACGCACCAAGCCAUGGUACAAGCCAAGGAGGAGCACCUUUUGGUCGCGCAGGGCACGCUCGAAGCCGUGCGUGCGCAGCUCGCCUCGACCGAGGCGCAGCUGCGCGUCAGUUCUGAGCAGCGCGACGCGCUACUCAACGAAAACACCAAGCUCAGCCUCGCGCGCAGCGAAGCAGAACAUGCACUACGUUCUGUACAAGAAUCCGAUGCCGACCAAGAGCAGAAACGCAGCGGCGAUGCAGAGCGGAUGCAGGAGGAAAUGGGCACACUGCGUGUUGCACUCAGCAACGCCGAAGCCAAGUAUGCCGAAGAGCACGCUCUGCUAGCACAGACCACGCUUCGCAAAGACGUCGAGACGCGAGGCUUGCAGGAGCGCCUCGAUGCAUUGCAACAGCAGCAUACCAGCGCGCGUGAAUCGCUCGCGACCGCACAAGCAAAUGCGAUGCACUUUGAGCGGCGCGCCGCAGAUCUGCAUGCACAGCUCGAACAAGCGCGCAACUAUACGCAGCUCUUUGAAAAGCAGCUUGCAGCCAUGGAAGAAGGGCGCAAAGCCGCAGCGGCCGCGGCGAUUGGCGGUGCAAGUGCCGUUGCGAGCAACCUCUCUCCAGAAAAGCAGCUCGAAAUGGAACUCUCCGAUGUGCGCAGAGGCCGCGCAGCUGCGGAGGCUGAAACAAUGGCGGCCAACGAAGCGCUUGCCAGUGCGAAUACGGCCAAAGAAACGCUCCAGACCCAGCUUGAUGCGGUACAACUGUCGCUGAAUGAGGCGCAAAGCACCGUGCAAGAGCUUACUUCGUCCCAGGCGCAGGCUGCGUCGGAGUUCAAGCAGCAGCAAGAAGACCACGAAGCACAAAUCGCUUCUUUGCGCGCCGCCAUUGCCAGCUUGGAAGAAACGGCCAAAACGGAGCGCGAAGAACAUGCCCAGGCAAAGCGCGAACUCGAAGAGGCCAUCACCGGCCUGCAAUCCGCAGAAUCGAUUGCGAGCGAACCCAGUGCCUGGGACGAGGUGCGCAAGUUUUCUGCGGCUGCAAAAGAUGCCGAAGGCCGCGCUGCCGACGCGGCUCAAUCGCUCGCCGCCGCCAAGCAAGAAUCGGAGCGUCUCACCUCAGAGCUCCAGCGCAUCACAGCAGAGAGCGAUGCAUUGCGCCAUGCGCGCGAUUUGGCCGAGGCGCAGAGCAACCGGCAAGUACUCGAGGCUGAGGAGCAGCAGCGCACACUGGAGAAGAAAUUGGCAUCUCUGCAGCAGGACCAUGCGGCGCUGCAGGAGCAAAACAACCAGCUGCACUUGCAUCUCGAAUCGCUCGGCAGCCAAGUCGCCGAGCUGGGCAAAGGGCCCGAUGUGGAGCAAGUCUCCACCGCAGGAGACCUACACCAAGUAAUUCGGUACCUGCGCCGCGAAAAAGAUGCCCUCGAGCUCCAAGCAGAGCUCGCGCGACAAGAACAAGGCUCUCUGCGGCAGCAGUGCGCGCGUGCAGAACAGCGUGCGGAAGAACUUCAAAGCGAGCUUGUACAGAGCAAAGCGCCGACUGUUGAAGCGUCUGGUACACAAUAUACCGAGCUGCUCGAAAAGAUCAACCAGCUCUCUUCCCUGCGCGAGCAUGUAACGACGCUGCGCGAAGGAAAACAGGCGCUCGAGCACCGACUGCAGCAGCAGACAGGCCAGCUGGAAAAGGCACAAACUGAGCUGCAGCCGUUCCGCGAUGCACUGCAGAUGACACAAGUGGAGUUGGAGACGUGCAAGAGCCAAAUGCAUGUGGUGCAAGAGGAUGUGCAGCGCUGGAAAUCGCGCGCGCAGGGACUUUUGCAGAGCAGUGGCGUUGGCGAAGAGCUCAAGAAGGUCGAGCAGGAGCGGCAGGAUGCACAGGCACAAGUGACUGCCGCACAGGCAGAGCUUGAAGCUGAGCGUGCGCGGCUGUCCUCAGAGUUGCAAACGGCGAACGCGCGUUUCGAGCAAUUGCGCGAGCAGGUUCGGGCACGAAUUACACAGGAGCGUCGCGCUGUUGCGGACGCGACGGAGCGUGCGAAUCAGCUGCAGCAAGAGAAGGAGGCACAGGCUGUGGCACACGCAGAAGAGGCCAAGAAGCUGGAGGCAGCGAUGGAUCUGCUCCGCGAGCAGCUGCAGGCUGGAGAGUCCGAAGCAAAGUCGAAAGGGCCGCCAGAAGGACAGCCUGAAGGACAGUCAGAAGGACAGUCAGAAGGACAGUCAGACGAGCAGUCAGAAGAGCAGCCAGAAGGGCAGCCAGACGGACAGCCAGAAGGGCAGCUGGAAGAACAACAUGCCCAAUCUGCUCAGUCUACACAGUCCGCUCAAGCCGCUCAACCAGAAGCGGCCAGCACCGCGGAUACGCCAUGGCUUGCCGAAAAAGCGGAGCUCGAAAAGCAGCUGCAAGCAAAGACAGAAGAGUGCGAGAAGCACAAGAACUUUGCACGCACGUUCCUCAAGGAUAAGCGUGCAGCAGAAGCUCAAUGCAAGACGCAAACGGAGCAGCUCGACACGCUCCAAAAGCAGCUUGAAGCGGCAAGCGCAGCUGUCCAGACCGAAAAAUUGCCCGCUUCGGACACUAACACCAUCAACCCAGAGAUAGAGAGCUUGCGCCAACGGAUUGCCGAGCUCGAGGCACAGCUUGUCGCUGCCAAUGCACGCAUUGCCGAACUCGAAGCGGCGAACGCUGCGUCGAAUAAUGCAGCACAGGAGAAACAGGCUGGCAUUGAUGCACUCAAAGCCCAGCAACACACAGCACCGACUGACUUGCAAGCCGCACUCGAAGCCAAAGAGGCAGAGCUCAAGGUCCACUACCAGCCGCUCCUCCAAGCACGCUACGACGACGGGAAGCACGAAGCGACGUUGCGUAAUACCAUCAUGCUCAAGCAACGCGAUAAUAAGAUUGUUCGACUCACUGCCGAGAUCCACGAGCUCAAGACCAAGCUUGGCAUUCCGUCCGAAGUGCCAGAUUCAGCACCGCAGGAGAAACCGAAGGCCGAGUCGUCUAAGCCAAAGACGGCACGCCCUGCUGUUGUGCGUGGCGGAGCGCCGGCACAAGGUCGAGGAGGACAUCCGAAACCAGUGCCGCUCCUCCAGCGUACAGGAGCUUCGAUACGUGGAGCUGCUACUGGCCGCGGCGCAUUGUCUGUUGCUGGCGGUGCAAAACGCAAGCGAGAACUGAAUGUCCCGGGCUCAGCACCAGAAACCAAGGGCAAGGGCGGGGCUGCAAAAAAGCCGCGCGAGGGAGAGUAG
Messenger RNA from Malassezia vespertilionis, 4857 nucleotides. It is a transcript of the gene MLP1, whose product is annotated as Protein mlp1. The record is from RefSeq and is a predicted model, not a curated record. The transcript is spliced from 3 exons. Lineage: Eukaryota; Fungi; Basidiomycota; Malasseziomycetes; Malasseziales; Malasseziaceae. Bases 1 to 4857 code for a protein of 1618 amino acids. Gene Ontology annotation, cellular component: nuclear pore. Gene Ontology annotation, biological process: mRNA export from nucleus. Gene Ontology annotation, molecular function: structural constituent of nuclear pore.